Messenger RNA from Acanthisitta chloris (rifleman), 440 nucleotides. It is a transcript of the gene MALSU1, whose product is annotated as mitochondrial assembly of ribosomal large subunit 1. The transcript has 3 exons. The annotation marks the transcript as partial. Gene Ontology annotation, molecular function: ribosomal large subunit binding. The record is from RefSeq and is a predicted model, not a curated record. Lineage: Eukaryota; Metazoa; Chordata; Aves; Passeriformes; Acanthisittidae. Gene Ontology annotation, cellular component: mitochondrion. Gene Ontology annotation, biological process: negative regulation of ribosome biogenesis; negative regulation of translation.
AUACUGUUCUUCAAAGAUUCAACAUUGACUUUGUUAUAGCACUGUUGAGGCAAGAAAAUGCCAAAGACAUCUGUGUCAUCCAGAUACCUCCAGAAAUAAAAUACUGUGACUAUUUUAUAAUUGUGAGUGCAUCUUCAACACGACAUCUCCAUGCAAUGGCACAUUACAUGCUGAAAAUGUACAAGAGUCUCAAAGAAGAAAGUGAUCCUCAUGUGCAGAUUGAAGGAAAAGAGACAGAUGACUGGCUGUGCAUUGAUUUUGGUAACAUAGUGGUGCAUUUCAUGCUGCCAGAAACACGAGAGGUGUAUGAAUUGGAGAAGCUAUGGACUCUUGGUCCCUACGAUGACCAGCUGGCACAGAUGAUGCCAGAGUCCCUGCCAGAAGACUUUAUAUUUGGAGUGACUCCUAACAGCAUUGAUCAUCUUGAGACAAGAACUUAA